This is a messenger RNA of Megalobrama amblycephala (Wuchang bream), 6789 nucleotides long. RefSeq names its product slit homolog 3 protein. Bases 1851 to 2891 code for a protein of 346 amino acids. The transcript has 2 exons. Gene Ontology annotation, cellular component: plasma membrane. Lineage: Eukaryota; Metazoa; Chordata; Actinopteri; Cypriniformes; Xenocyprididae. The record is from RefSeq and is a predicted model, not a curated record. Gene Ontology annotation, molecular function: protein binding.
CUGUUAGCCUAUAAUAAUGGAAUGAGUCAACUCUGCCAUUGUCUCUUCAGUCGUAACCCCAUAUUCCUCUUUGGUCACAUAAUGGGGACAGAAUAAGUUGGUGACGCGUUUUUCCAGGGAAUCACUUGCCAUUGUUUAAUGAGUUUGAAUGGAUAUUUACAGCCAAGACAUGCAGUUGACAGGAAUGAGCCAUUGAUGUUGAAAGGUUUUUCCAUUAUUCAUGUACAAAUGUAUGCAUUAUUUAAUCACACAUGAUCUCGUAUUUCUGCCCCUGACCCCCAUCGCACCUAACAUGCAUGAGGGUUUUGUACUUGAAACAAUAAGAGACAGAAUAUUAGGGACUGUUAAUCUCAGUCAAGAUUUAUUUAUUUUGCCGUAUAAUCAAAAUGAAUGAUGACUGAGGGAUGCAUAACUUUUCAUUUACCACAGAGAAGAAAAAAAAAAAGAAACUAGAAUAGGCUAUGGGUAUUUAAUAACGUGGAUGAGAACAAUAUUUUGGCUUGUACUGUCUCUUUAAGUAGGCAUAAACGGCGGCUCCAUCACGCUUCACAAUGACAUAAAAAACUGAAGCCUUUGCGUAAUCCCCUGGCGUCUUUAAAAAUCAAUUUGAGACUAAGUUCUGGGGAUAUACAGCAGUAAUUCGGUGUUAUAUAAUAAAUGUCUUAGAUGAGCCUGUUGUGACGGCUGACAUUGACGACAUAUUUCUAAAUUUAGACAUCGGGAAUUGGCAGAUUAUUGUGCGUAAUGAAAUCGUAUUGGACACCAUAAGAAUUACAGUGCAUUUAAAGUUUUAAAAGAAAAUGUAACAUAGGUUAUACAAGGAUAGUCGUGGUUUAAAAUGUAUUGGAUUAUGAUGACCAAAUGCGACAGCUGCCCUUCUGAGUGCACAAAUCGUUCCUGUAAAUCGUUUGAAAUGGAUUAAAUGUUACAAAUAUCGCUCUGUUUAUGUUUAAAUGUUUAUAGGCUACGAAUUACCUAGGCCUAACUACAUUCUUUUAUUAAUUUAGCAGACGCUUAAAUCCAAGUUAAAUCAAUGUAAUAUGUAGGGAUAUUUUAAUUCAUACGAUUUUAAUAAAUUAAAAAAACAAUUUAUUUAUUUUAAGCACACUGGUGUUAAUGAAUUUUAAUGCAAGUUAUGUUCUAAAUUGGUCUACUUUUUUAGCUGAAUCAUGGCUGCAACUAACUGAGUUGAAACAAAAAUAAUCAUCGCAAAUUCAAUUGCAAUAAACAACCAUUUGUACGUAUACAUACAUCUAUAUUGGAUCGUUUUAGAGCAUUAUGUUCAUAUGAUUAGGUCAGAACGUGAAAGAAUCGCUGAUUCUUUGAAAGUUAAAGAAUCCGUUCGAAAGAACCGAUUCGCGGAAAUGAGUCUGUUCUCCCAUCAUCACUAGUGCGCUGCUUGUCUUGGUGUGGAGCUGGAGUAACUGAGAAAGAACGCUGUUAUAGAAAAGAACUACGUUUUUUCCGUAUAUUUAGUGGAGAAAAUGAAUAAAACAAUAUAACAAUAACUGUUUCACGCAUUAUUUUGUCGGCUUCUACAGAUUUAACUCUGUUUAUUGCGUGUGUGACCGUGUGGGGGGAAAACCGAAUCGAGUCGCAUAUGGUUUUAAGGCGAUUAAAUGCUUCUGACAGACAUUUCAGCUGCACUGCAGACUGCGAAUAUUCUGCUGAUCUGUAAAAGUCUGUUUUGCAGUCUCAAUAGCUUACAGAAACAUUUAUGGAAACUGCGUUUAUCACAGAGAUCUCGUUCCUCUUCCGUAGAAAGCUGAGGAUUCGUUAAUCGACGUCCUGGACCAACAUUUCACGUUUUGUAAAGCUCCAGGUAGCUCUUUUGAAUCUGUCAUCUCAUCAUGUUGCCGUCCGUCGCGAUGCUCUUACUCUUUCUGUCUCCGUCGAGGAGCUCAAGACUGUGUAGUCACCUCUGCCAGUGCUAUGAACACUCAGACCUGGUGGACUGCCAUGCCAGGGGUUUUGAGGAUAUCCCACAUGGACUUCCCCACGGCACCUGGCUCCUAGACCUGGGAGGAAACAAGCUUAAGGAGAUCCGGAGUCGAGCUUUCGCUGGCCUUUGGUCUUUGCGUAUUCUAGUGCUCUCGAACAGCAGCAUCACGUUUCUUCAUACGCAGGCUUUUUUCUCUCUCUCCUUUCUGGAGAAGCUUGACAUGAGUCGUAACAACCUCACUCAGAUCCCUCCUAAUUUCUCGGAGAACCUGUCUUCCCUGCGUGAGUUGCGGGUGGACCACAAUGCACUGGUGCUGUUGAAACCUCCAGGCCUAGAACAUCUGGAGAACCUUGAGAAGCUGGACCUCAGGCACAAUCGUAUCCAAUCUGUUGAACCCGGCGCGUUCCGUGGCCUGUCCCGCCUGCGCCACCUUUACCUCCAAGGGAACCACCUGGAUGUUGUGAGAGACGGAUCCCUCACCAUGCUGCCCGGACUGGAAGUUCUGCUCCUGGGGAACAACAACAUCUCUCGCAUCGAGGUUAAUGCACUAGCACCAUUACACAGUCUUUCUCUGUUGGGCUUGGAGGGGAAUCAUCUGGAACACCUGAACUUUAAGACAUUCCUGAGCUUGCACACAGCUGCUACACACCUGCAGUUGGCUGGGAACCCGUGGAACUGUGACUGCGACCUGCACCGUGUCUUCACCAAGCUGCUUAGUGUGCGGCACCUCUUUGUGGAUGACUAUCACAACGUAACCUGUCGGGAGCCCUGGCAGCUUGCCGGAGCCUCUUUGGCUUGGGUGGACAGCCAGUUGUGUGUGGCUGAGACUGUUACUGUGUUAGUCAUCACUGCUACUGUGAUUGUGACCGUCUUUGGUGCCUUGGUCAUGGCAGAGAGAAAACGCAAGAGAAAAUACUGGGAGCAGAAUGAGGGGGAAGCGCAAGAGUAGUAAGAUGAUUAUACACUGUAAGCCCCAGUAAGUUGGCAAAACUUGAAAAUUUAAUUCAAUUUAAGAAAUUCAAAGUUUAAGUAAACAGAACUUUUUAUUUUCUACUCAUAAAUUUGAAUUGUUCUGACUUUAAAUGGUUGAGUACACUAAUUCAUACAUUUAACUUAAAUGUAUCAUGUAAUAUGUUAGAAAUAAGUUAAUAAAACUGAAAACAAUGAAACCGUUUAGUUUACUUAAAAUAUAUCAGUUCUGUGAACUUAUGGGGUAAGUGCUAAAUAAUUAGUGUAAUUUAAGUUUGUCCUACUCAAACCAAUUUAUUAUUUUGAGCAUUAGGGUUUACAGUGUACAGGUGGUUAGGACACUUUUCUUCUUAUUUAAACCUUGAAAAUACAGAUACAGAGGUCCAGCUUUGGCCUCUUUUCCAUACACUAAUUAAAGGAAGAAACUGGACUGAUACCAUCAGAUCUCAGUUGAUGUGGUGAUGGAAAUAAAGACUAUUUAUGAUGCAGAUAUUGAACAAAAGUAUUGAUAACUUGAAUCUGAUGUAAAGCUUUGUGUGUGGGAUAAUCUGAGAUGUUUCAGAGUAAUAUAGAUAACUAAUUAGGUGUGUAGAUGUGUUAUGAAGUAUAUUACUGUACAGAAGCCUCUUACAGACUUCUUCUCUUUGUCACUUGCAAACUCUUGUCAAAAGCUACCUUCAACUCUUAUAUCAUUACAUUUACAUAAAAUGGCAAGGUUAUUUUUAUUUAUUUAAGUACUUUUAGCAGUAGCUUUGCCUGCUGUGAUCAGUUUUAUUUAUGUUCUUUCUCUUCCUUUCUCUAUCUUAACCAAACAAAUGCCUUUUCCUUAGUUCUAGUCUUGAUGUUUUAUACUGUUUUAAUAUGUCAAUAAUUACGUUCCUUAUUACAAUAAAAACAAAAUCUAUUAAUAAAUCUAUUAACAUUUAAAUUUAAUUUCUUACCCCUGUCUGAUAAAACUCAUCAUGCGUCCUUGUAUCCUCAAAAUUACUUAUACUUAAAUUAAUUUCGUUUGGGUUGGCUGUAAAGCCUCAAAGCUUAAAUCUCUGCAACUGCUGUCAAAGGAUUACACAUUAAUUAAUGCGCAUGGUUCCACAAGCACCCUUUUUGAACUCUCAAACCACAAUGUAAAAAGUAAUACACUAUAUCUACUCCAUAAAAUUUUGGCAAAUAGACAAAUAGAAUUGAGUUAGAAUUAAUGAUGAUAACAAGCAGAAUCACUGAAGGAAAGAGAAACGCAUGAAUUAACAGAGGUUUAGAUGUUGAUGUUGAUUUUAUUGAAAAUAUUGGUCACUAUUAUGGUGAUCAGUGUUUCACUGGGUUGGGCAGUUUUACUCUUUGCUUUUUCCGUCAGUUUGUGGUUUUUGUAAUGGGGUUUGCUAAUUUUACACAUUUUAAAUGGUUGACUUUUAAGGAAUUAGAAUAACUGAUAUAAGAUUUGAGUUAGAAUUAAUCAAAUUAUUCUAUGUUGAAUUUAAUUAAUAAUAUUGCUUGUAAUCUGUUACUACAAUUUUAUUGAGUUGAUACAGCGUAUUACUUUUUACAGUGCAUAAUUUCAUGAUACAGAUUUAGUUGCACAUGGGGAAGCCCUCUAGGUUAUUAUAUCGACCUGUAUUAUUAAAACAAAUACAAACUAUCAAAAUGUUAUCCUCAGUUGCUUUGCUGUGAGGCUGGGUUUUAAACCACUGGAGUUUAAACAGAUUUGUGUGGAGAUUUUUGUGGACCGAGAAAGUGAGGAAAUCCAGGUCAGUGAGUGUUUGGCGCCAUAUGGAGCUCUCACUGACAGCAGCAUCAUCAGAUUACCCUGCUGAUGGACAAACAGAGGAUUGGCUUUUCCUUUCUUGAGAGAAAUACUAGCUUUUAAGUUGAAUUCAUAUGGCCUAGUAGUAUAAGACUCUUUAUGCUCCUUUCUGUCUGACAUAUAUAUAGGGACAUUGCAGCCUGCAAUGAAGAUGGACACAGUUUUGUUUUAUCCAGCUGUAUUUACUCUUUACAACUUAUAACAUCCAAGUGAAAGAUAUAACUCCAGCAUGUCAGAUUUUUUUUUUUUUUUUAAAUCACUGAGUUGGAAAAAGGAUCACCCCCUUUUGUCAGUAUUUAGUUGAACCACCUUUUGCUUUAAUUACAGCCUUUAGUCUGUUGGGAUAUGUAUGCACAUCUAGACUUUGCAAUAUUUGCCUACUCUUCUUCUUUGCUGAACUGCUCAAGUUCAGUUCAAUUUGAUGGUGACCAUUUGUGGACUGCAGCCUUCAAGUCAUUCCACAGAUUUUCAAUGGGGUUAAGCCUGGGCUCUGACUAGGCCAUGCAAGGACAUUCACCUUUUUGUCCUUCAACCACUGUGUGGUCACUUUUUGAUGUGUGCUUUGUGUCAUUGUCAUGUUGGAAGGUAAACCUUCUUCCCAUUGUCAACUUUCUGGCAGAGGGCAGCAGAUUUUCCUCAUUUCUGCAUAGAAACACCUCCAUAACCGGAUAUGACCACCUUCAUGUUUUACUGUAGGAAUGGUGUUAUUUGGAUGGUGAGCUGUAUUGGAUUUCCGCCAGACAUAUCGUUUGGUGUUGAGGUCAAGUAAUUCAAUUUUAGUCUCAUCUGGCCAUAACACCUUUUCCCGUGUGGCCUCAGAAUCUUCAAGUCAUGUGAAGUCAUGCAUGUCAAGUCAUGGCGUUUUUCUUGCAACCCUCCCAUACAAGCCACAUUUGUGGAGAAUUUGUGAUAUUGUUGUCACAUGCACACAACGACCACUCUUUGUCAUGAAUUUCUGCAACUGCUUCAGAGUUGCUGUAGGCCUCUGGGUAGCCUCUUUGACCAGUUUCCUAUUGGCUCUUUCAUCCAGUUUGGAGCAACGUCCUGAUUCAGGGAGGGUCUGUGUUCUACCAAAUACCUUCCACUUCUCAAUAAUAGACUUCACUGUGCUUCUAGGCAUUGUUAAGCCUUUGAAAUGUUUUUGUAUCCAUCUCCUGACUUGUGCCUGUCCACAACUUUAUCCCGGAGAUCUUUUGACAAUGCCCAUAGUUGACUGUUUGCUUUAGUUGCACUACCAAGGACUGAAAUGCUUCAGGAAAGCUCUUGUCAUGCUGAGCUAAUCAAAAUGACCACAGCUGAUCACAGUUGAAAGUCAAAUGGCUUUGUAUGCCAUUGAGAAGGUGUUUAGCUACACCUGAUUGAGUUCAUUUUUAGUCAUUUUUAGGAGGGGGGGCGAUCCUUUUUCCAACUCCGUGAUUCUGGUUUUUAAUUUUUUUUUAUUCUGAUAUGUUGGAGUUAUAUCUUUCACUUGGAUGUUUAUAAGUUAUAAAGCAUAAAUAGAUAAAUAAAGUUGGAUACAACAAAACCGUGUCUGUCUUCAUUUCAGGCUGUAAAGCAACAAAAUGUGAUUAUUUUAAAGGGGGUGAUUCUUUUCUAUACCCACUGUACAUACUUAGCAACUAAUGUAAAAGGUUGUGAAGCAGCUACAAUGAUGACACAUCAAACAAAAAUAAAUGAAUACAUCUGAUAUGUUGAACAACUGUCAGUAUUUGAUGCAUAAAACACAAAUAGUGAAUACAGAAUAAUUUUGAUCAAGAUAAAAUAUUUACAUCAUAGACCAUGUAAACCAAAUGUGUUUUUUUGCAGUAGGCAGUUUGGUUGACUUGUGCUCCUGUUGUCUAAUGCAAAAGAACCAUCUGAAACUGAAAAACUAUAAUCUUACAAGAUUUACAUAACAUGCAGGUAUCAGACUGUCCCAGAGCAUUAAUUAAAAUGCAUUUGUUUGUUUGCUAGAUAAUCUUUAUAUUUGUUUUUUCAGGUGAAUUUCCUGACAUUUAUGCUAAUUUUACCCCAUAAUUCUCCUACUGCAAAUGCAUAAGAAAUAUACUGUACUGUAUACUGUACAAAAUGUAAAAAUAUA